Messenger RNA from Vespa velutina, 2007 nucleotides. RefSeq names its product nucleolar protein 11. The coding region runs from base 385 to 1923 and encodes 512 amino acids. The record is from RefSeq and is a predicted model, not a curated record. NCBI's taxonomy places the organism in Eukaryota, Metazoa, Arthropoda, Insecta, Hymenoptera, Vespidae. Gene Ontology annotation, cellular component: nucleus; nucleolus. The transcript has 5 exons. Gene Ontology annotation, biological process: maturation of SSU-rRNA. Gene Ontology annotation, molecular function: RNA binding.
UUCCCGCCAUUUGUUAGCGUACCCUCGCGUUUCUCGUGCUUCACCAUUACAUCUUUUAAUCCAGCACUUGUGUUUUCUUUACUCUUUUGCUCUUGUGGUUCAGCCAUUUUUUAGUAGUAUAUUACUACACGAUAAGACGAUAUUCGUCAUCUAGAAUCGUCUGUAAAUAGAUGAUCAUUGCAUUCACUGACGCCAUCACCUUCACCUUCACGUUUAGACCGUGCUAUUAUUCACGUGGUGCCCUCUGAAAUUAUUUAUCUUAAUAUAUACUACAUCUGUGACCGAUUUCAGACAUCGUUCUAGACUAUGAAGUUGUAUAUUUGCAAGACUUGAAACAAAUAAGUAGUUGGUCAAGCAAAGAAAGACUUACAACUUCAGUAAUUUAUGAUAAAACAGCUCAUCGAUAUGCAGCUGUAUUUAAUGAAAGUUCACGAUGAUUUACCACCGGUACUGGUACAACAAAAUGGAGCUACAGCAUCUUUAGAAUGGGCAUUACAGAAUAGAAAAUCUUGGUGCAACAAAGGAAUUUUAAAUUUUGAAGAGAAAUUAUUAGAUUGUCAAUUAAUAUACUUGAAUGGUAAAGCAAGUUUAUGCGGAUUAACAAGAAUAGAUCAAACAUAUAAUUAUAUUAUUGUUGAACUUGAUAAUGAUAACUGUGCACAGUUAGAUCAUAUUAAAAGAACAGAAUUAAAACGUACUUCGGAAGAACUUGUUGCUCAUGUAGUCAUGCAGAACAAAUGUAAUGCAUACCUUUUAACUUUGUGGUCUCAUGGUAGAUUGUACAGUCAUUCAUUAAUGGAUGCCUCUGAUUCAGAGCCAAGUAAAUUACUCAGUGUUAUUACAAAUAUUGAUACGAAGUAUCCUGUUAUAAUGACAGCGUUGAAUGAAACAAUGAUAGCUGCUUAUGGAGCAGAUGUAUCAGAAGAAGGUGCUAUUCUAAUGAUAUAUAAUGUACAAUUUAAAUUAGUGCAAGCAACCCAAAAAUUAAAACUUUAUACGAAAGAAGCUAAAUUGUGGAGAGUAGAGGACAAACUACUACUUGCAGCAAAUAGACAUUUAGCUGUUGCUCCGUAUCGUCUUGCACCACAGAGGAUAGCAGCUAUGCUGGGUUCGUCUGUACGCUUUAAAAACAAUAAUGAAAAUGAAGAAGAUGAAGUAGUUAUUGUGCAAGAUUCAAUAAUAGCUCAAUGGGAAAAUACACAACCAAAACUAUCAAAAUUUUUGGAAAAUGACAUACCACAAAAUAUAUCAAAACAAAUAUUAUCUUACAUAAGCGAAGGAUUGAGUGAUGCAAGAAUACAAGAAGUCUUAAUACCACAGUUAAUUGAAUCUAAAGACAUUAUUGCAAUAAAUUGGUGUUUAAAUACUUUCGAGGAUUUACCUGAAAAAUUAUUAACAGAUUUAUUAGCAUUUUCAUUAAGAACUUCAGAUGACAUAUUUAUUCCUUUGCAAAAUGGUAUGAGUAAUGGUAUGUCUGAUCAAAAAACUCUUUGUACAAGAAGUAAUUUUCUGGACAAAAUCUUUAGUAUUAGUUAUUCUGAUGUUUUUUUAUUAUCAUACCUAAAGACAGGCUUAAAUUUUAAUGAAGUACUUAGAUUGUUAAAUUAUUUAAUUGAAAAAUUAGAUAUUCAAGAAACUGUAAAUAAUGCGCUUGAUACAUUUGAGCCAAAUAACAAACAGUUAUAUGAUUGGUCUAAUCUUCUUCUUGACUCUCACUAUCAGCAUUAUAUUUUAUCACAAGACUCUCAAGUUUUAAGUCUUCUUAAUAAAUUGAGUUUAAUAUUGGAGGAACACUUUCAAUUAUUGAAGGAUUUGGAAAAUUUGAGGCCUAUGUUACAAAGAAUAAUAAAUGGAAAAUCGCUGAAGCCUUCUGUGAAAAAUUAUAAUAAAUUUUAUUCUAUAGAAGAAAUAAAAUUUUAUUGAAAAGUAUAUAAGGACUAAAUUACAUAAUAAUUUAUAUUAUCAAAGUUAUAUUGGUUCUGUAAAUAAACAGUAAUGUAAUUUUUA